AUGGAUCCUCCUCUGACCCCGACCCCCGGUGUCGGCGGCUUCGAAGCGCGCAUGUCGCCGUCGACCUCUAGUCCCUCCAGCCCAAGAAAGCGCCCCCAACUCAGCGAUUACCCACUUUCCACUGAUAGCAGGACUGGGAAUGGUCCAAUGGGCGGUCGAGACCCAGGACAUGCUCCGGCCACGACGACCGAGACCCGCUUAGAGUCCCCCGCGCCUGAUGACGGUGGUAAACCUUCCAAGGCUUCCAAACGCAAGAAGAAUCGCAAUCGCAAACGCCGCAACCGCCAGGAAUCGUUCCUCACGCCGGGUCGGGAAGAUUCUCAUGAUCGCUCGGGAACGAGAUCAACAGGGACCGGUGGGGCUAAAGAUUCGACGGAAGGCGAGCUGCCAACAGCAAUGGACCGUCCGUCAUUUUUCAAAUUGGGCAGUAAUUUGAGUAACACUAGCAUCGAGAGCAAUGCCUUGCUAGACCAUCGUGAGCAACCUAUGAUGCGACCUCGGCGAGAGAGCCGCACUGCCACAACAUUCCGCCCUUCAUUACUCGCCGGUACCUUUAGGUCCUACGAAUCUCGAUCUCGGAACACAGCAGGAGGGAGCCGAACACAUAACAAUGGCGGUGACAGCGAUGACGAGACUAAUGAUCGGACACCAUUAAUGCGCCCACCUUCUGGGACUACCUCCGGUCUCUCUCGCUAUGGAUCUGAUUUGCGAAGCCCGUUCUCUCGUCAGCGACGAGCGUCUGGCCAGACAGACUCAUCACAAUGUUCGCCGCGAGGUCACCAUAGCCCACCUUAUACUCCCGAUGUCGAGCGCGACUAUGAUGUAAACAACCCACCAUCGAUCCCGAGCUCGCCGAAGCUGGGGCCAGAAAUGAACUACGAUGAUGCCGUGGUCACGGGUGCCGAUUUUGACUUCGCGUUGGCGCGGUCCAUGGAGAACCGUCACGAUUCGUCAGGACGCAUAAACGAUGCUGUGAUCGACAUAGAAGGUUGUGGACUUGAACAACAUUCCGCGCCGUCUUCCCUUCGCUCCGGGCAUGAUUCUCCGGCGGAAUUACGGCGACGCCGAACGGUGGCUCUGCCAGUGCAGGAGGAUGUAUGCUUCCCCACCGAGAUUUCCGAAAUUGGUGACGAAGGCCCGAGGCUGCCUAUGAGUGGUGAGCGGCGACGUCGAAGCAAGCGUCAAUGGCCGGACCUGUCCGUUCUUGAAGAAUGGAGCCGGGAGGAGAAAGAGGAACGAAGUGGAGAUCUACGGGUGAAAAAAAUCAGCGAGCCUAUGCUCAUCGAAGGCCGCCUUCGUCCCCAGUAUAAAACGUGGAAGCGCGAAGAGGAAGAAGCGCCAUAUCGAUUCACCUAUUUCAACGAAGAAUUUCAGAGCACCAUUCAUGCUCAAUCUAUAUCAGAGUUGGUUCAACCGGGUGGUAGCUUCAAAGACCUCUUCAUUCCCGACCCGCCUGAACUAGAGGACUCUUCGGAUGAUGAAGACUUUGAAGGCGAUCACGCGGAGCACGGUGUUAACCACUGGGCUCCUCGCAUGGGUACCAGGGUCUCGCCCUCCCACAACGACUUACGGUCUUCAACUGCAACCAGUGGCACCGCAACCCCUGCCCCAGAUCAUAUGAGAAAUGGAAAUGGAAAUGCAAAUCCGCCAAGUGCCUCGAACGGAAACCGAGGUCACCCACGCUUGUCUGUGCUGAGUGAUGAAGGUCCAGGAUCUCAACGAGAACCAUCACCAUCGCAAUCCAACGUCCCUCCAAAGCCGAAAAGAUAUGGUCCUCGUCCAACCUUCUGGCUGGAUGUGCUCUCCCCGACAGAUGCCGAGAUGCGUGUGAUUGCCAAAACAUUCGGCAUCCACGCCCUAACAGCAGAGGAUAUCAUGAUGCAAGAAGCACGAGAAAAGGUGGAGCUGUUCCGCAGCUACUACUUUGUUAAUUAUCGCACGUUUGAACAGGACACCAACAGCGAGGAUUAUCUCGAGCCCGUGAAUAUGUACGUGGUUGUGUUCCGAGAAGGCGUUUUGUCCUUCCACUUCUCGCAAACACCGCACCCAGCCAAUGUACGACGCCGAAUUCGCCAACUUAUGGACUACCUGAUCUUGAGCUCGGACUGGAUUUCCUACGCUCUCAUCGACGACAUCACCGACGUCUUCGGCCCCCUCAUUCAAAACAUCGAGGAUGAGGUCGACGAGAUCGACGAGAAGAUUAUGCAGAUGCACUCCUCGAACAAAGAAAAUGCCUCUGGAGACAGUCUAACCCCCUCCUUUGCACCGGGAGAAAUGCUGCGACGUACCGGUGAAUGCCGCAAGACGGUCAUGGGACUCUACCGACUACUCAGCAACAAGGCCGACGUGGUCAAGGGGUUCGCCAAGCGCUGCAAUGAGCAGUGGGAGGUGGCGCCGAAGUCCGAGAUUGGCCUGUACUUGGGUGACAUCCAGGAUCAUAUCAUGACCAUGACAGGAAACUUGACUCAUUACGAAACGAUCUUGUCUCGUGCCCAUUCCAACUACCUGGCACAGAUCAAUAUUCUCAUGAAUGAGCGCCAGGAGCAGACUGCAGAUGUCUUGGGCAAGCUGACGGUGCUUGGUACUAUUGUCCUGCCGAUGAACAUAAUCUGUGGCAUGUGGGGUAUGAACGUCAAGGUUCCGGGUCAGGAUAUUGAUAACCUGUAUUGGUUCUGGUCUAUAACUGGCGGCCUGUUUCUCUUUGGUCUUGCCUCGUUCUUGAUUGCCAAACGAGUCUAUAAUAUCGUCUAG
This is a messenger RNA of Penicillium atrosanguineum, 2751 nucleotides long. Its product is annotated as magnesium transporter CorA family protein. Gene Ontology annotation, molecular function: magnesium ion transmembrane transporter activity. Gene Ontology annotation, biological process: intracellular magnesium ion homeostasis; magnesium ion transmembrane transport. The coding region runs from base 1 to 2751 and encodes 916 amino acids. Gene Ontology annotation, cellular component: plasma membrane. The record is from RefSeq and is a predicted model, not a curated record. NCBI's taxonomy places the organism in Eukaryota, Fungi, Ascomycota, Eurotiomycetes, Eurotiales, Aspergillaceae. The transcript is spliced from 4 exons.